AUGACUGCAGUCCCAAAUACAUCGCCUAUUAUUUCUGGUCCGAGUGCUGCAAGUGUAAGUCCACCGCAACAGAAUAGCAUUCCAUCAGAACCCAUUGGAGUGAUUGUGGGGGAGACUCGACCACAGCUACCAGUAAUUACAAAAUCUACAAACCACGAUAUACAGCCUCAAGCUUUCCCUACUCCACCAUCAACCGAAACAACCAAUGUACCACGCGCCGAAUCGAGGGAACCUCCUAUGUAUCUUAAUGUAAUUGACCCUUCGCUCAGCUCAAGUUUCUAUGAAAGGCAAACAGAUUUAAAUUCCAAUAGCGUGUUCCAUAAAUCGAAGAAACAGGAAGAAAUUGAAAAAUAUAAUAAUUUAAUCGUUAAUCACAAUAGACAAGUUGAGGAAUACAACAAAGCUGCUGUCAUCGAAAAUGACAGAAAUAUGCCAAGUGAAGGUUCAUCGAGCGGUUCAGAGCUGCACCGAACUCUGGAGAACUAUAAAUUUAAGCCGCAGAAACUGUUCAUACCGUUGGAAACUGAUCAUGAAGCACUUGAAGGUAACAAAUGUAAAGAUGCCCUACGAGAGUUUAUUAUAAAUAAUUCUGCAUCAUUUAAUAAUGUACUAUUUAUUGAAAGCGAGAGUUUCAAGCAGUUUGUUAAUAUUUUACGAGAACACCCAAAUGAUCCUAUAUAG
This is a messenger RNA of Debaryomyces fabryi, 681 nucleotides long. RefSeq lists its product as uncharacterized. Bases 1 to 681 code for a protein of 226 amino acids. Lineage: Eukaryota; Fungi; Ascomycota; Pichiomycetes; Serinales; Debaryomycetaceae. The record is from RefSeq and is a predicted model, not a curated record. The transcript has a single exon.